Esox lucius (northern pike) is the source of this 854-nucleotide messenger RNA. RefSeq names its product mitochondrial ribosomal protein S7 (gene mrps7). Gene Ontology annotation, molecular function: rRNA binding; structural constituent of ribosome; mRNA binding. The record is from RefSeq and is marked provisional. Lineage: Eukaryota; Metazoa; Chordata; Actinopteri; Esociformes; Esocidae. Gene Ontology annotation, biological process: ribosomal small subunit assembly; translation. Gene Ontology annotation, cellular component: ribosome.
ACAUUUUCAAAGAUGGCUGCCUCCAUCACAGGUUUACUAAAACCUUGGACACCCAGGUUAUUCUUGGUGAGAUGGAGCAGGUACAAUCCGUACUACCUGGAGCCAGAACCUCGGAAAGAGUUGUACAACAUGCCAGAGACAGAGCUCACAACAGAGCAGAAAGAGGAGAGGGAGCUGAAAGCUGUCAGGCCCAUUAAGGCCACCACCAACUCUACCACCAGCUCGGUUUUCAAUGACCCGGUGUUAAGCAAGUUUGUCAACAUGAUGAUGAGAGAUGGGGAGAAGAUUCUAGCCAGAGGUAUCUUGACACAGACAUUGGAGAGCUUGAAGAGAAAGCAGGUGGAGAAAUACCACAAAGCCCCACAGGGGAAGAAGGCAGAGAUUGAGUGUAAUCCAUACGCCAUCUUCCACCAGGCUCUUGAGAACUGCAUGCCUGUCAUUGGCCUAGCUAGCAUCCAAAAAGGAGGCAAGUUCUACCAGGUGCCCGUCCCCCUGACAGACAACCGAAGGCGAUUCCUAGCCAUGAAGUGGAUGAUCACAGAGUGUCGGGACAACAAGAACAGACGCACCCUCAUGUAUGAGAAAUUAUCCCAGGAACUGUUGGCUGCGUACUCCAAGGAGGGCAACGUAAUCAAGCGAAAACACGAAUUGCACAAGAUGGCUGAAUCCAACAGAGCGUACGCCCACUAUCGUUGGUGGUAACUAUUAACGCCAAGGCAACAUGCAGAACGGUACCAGAGGGACUAGGAGAUAUUAAACUGAAGGGACAGCGGAAUGGAUUUCCUAGGACAUUUGGACAACAUGUUGUUAUCCCCAAUUCAUAGUCAUUGUAAAUAAAAAGAUCUUGGCUGUAA